Sipha flava (yellow sugarcane aphid) is the source of this 786-nucleotide messenger RNA. RefSeq names its product 39S ribosomal protein L55, mitochondrial (gene mRpL55). NCBI's taxonomy places the organism in Eukaryota, Metazoa, Arthropoda, Insecta, Hemiptera, Aphididae. Bases 368 to 673 code for a protein of 101 amino acids. Gene Ontology annotation, cellular component: mitochondrial large ribosomal subunit. The transcript is spliced from 4 exons. The record is from RefSeq and is a predicted model, not a curated record. Gene Ontology annotation, molecular function: structural constituent of ribosome. Gene Ontology annotation, biological process: translation.
GACUUCACACUUUGUAUCGGGGUUCACUAAAAAAUAGAGGCUGCUGUUAAUAUUUUAAUUAUUAUUUAUUACAAGAAUGUUAGGUUUAGAAAUUUCUUAUGUGAAAUGUGAAUCCCACACCCCUUUGCAGACUGUCUGCGCACGCCAAUGAUUCAUAUUAGAUUAUAAUACGAGUAUAAUGAUAUAAAAUUGCAGUACAAACAAUUUAAUUAUGAGAAGGGAUACCAUUUUAACUGAAGGCUGUAUAUUAAAAUCGUUCUGAGCAUAUCCGUACCGUUCGACUGGACUGCGAGUUGGGAUUAAUUUUUAAUUAUUAUUGGCAUUUUACUUGCAACACGGAGGGAAGUCGGAACUUUUCAUCAAUAUUAUGUUGAAUACUAGCAGAUUUUUCCGUAGUUUUAGCAGUAACACAGCUGCUAUUACCAAAAUUCAUCGGAAUAUUUAUCCACAACACUAUUACACUAAAAUUGUUCAGCCUGAUGGAUCCAGUUUUACUGUUAGAUUCAUUGACCCUCGUAUAAUUAUCAAAUUACCUUUAGACAUGAACUCAAUUACUGAAGAGGAACGUAAACGUAGACUUGAAGCAAGAAAACCAAAAAAAAAAGUGAAAAUUGUAGAGGAAUUAGAUGACUCAUUUGACAGGACUAAAUACCUUAAGUACUUUAAAAAGUGAAAAUUACCUAACAAUGAUUUUUAAUAUACGUGUUGUAAGGAUUACCAUGUACAUUUGAUGUAGAAUGUUCAUAAUACACAUAAUUUUUGAAAUAAAAUACAAGUUAUUAGUAA